Messenger RNA from Triticum aestivum (bread wheat), 1120 nucleotides. RefSeq names its product probable esterase PIR7A. The transcript has 3 exons. Gene Ontology annotation, biological process: jasmonic acid metabolic process; salicylic acid metabolic process. Lineage: Eukaryota; Viridiplantae; Streptophyta; Magnoliopsida; Poales; Poaceae. Gene Ontology annotation, molecular function: methyl jasmonate esterase activity; methyl salicylate esterase activity; methyl indole-3-acetate esterase activity. The coding region runs from base 85 to 879 and encodes 264 amino acids. The record is from RefSeq and is a predicted model, not a curated record.
GCAACCGAAGGAUCAGGAGCUCGGAUUAUUCCUCUGAUUUUCACACGCUGACUUUCACUUUGGAUGGAGUGAGCUCGAUCGGGGAUGGAAGGCGGCAAGAAGCAGCAGCACCACCACCACCACUUCGUCCUGAUCCACGGCGUGUGUCACGGCGCGUGGUCCUGGUACAGGGUGUCCACCGCCCUGGAGGCCGCCGGCCACCGCGUCACCGCGCCGGACAUGGCCGGGUGCGGCGAGGAGGUGGCGUCCUUCGAGGAGUACAGCCGGCCGCUGCUGGACGCGGUGGCGGCGCUGCCGGAGGGCGAGCAGGCGGUCCUCGUCGCCCACAGCUUCGGCGGGCAGAGCCUCGCGCUGGCCAUGGAGAGGCACCCGGAAAAGGUCUCCGUGGCCGUGUUCGUCACGGCCACCAUGCCCGCCGCCGGGAAGCCCAUGACCUACGCCUUCAACCAGCUAUCGCAAGGGAAAGGGCCGGAUUUCUUCAUGGAUUGCGCGCUCGGAAGCGCCGGCGAUCCCCGGAAUCCGGACAAGACGUUCCUGUUCGGGCCAAAGUACAUGGCGCGGAGAGUGUAUCAGCUGAGCCCUCCUGAGGAUCUGACCCUGGGAAUCGCGAUGGUGAGGCCGUCACGGCGGUUCCUAAACGACGACACGAUGAACGGGGACGUCCUGACGCCGGCGAGGUACGGAGCGGUGAGGCGUGUGUACGUCGUGGCCGAGGACGACGAGUGGAAGCCGGCGGAGAUGCAGCGGCUGAUGGCCUCGUGGAACCCCGGCACUGAGGUCAUGGGACUGCAGGGAGCUGAUCAUAUGCCCAUGUUCUCAAAGCCGAGGGAGCUCUCAGAAUUACUCAUGGUCAUUGCCAACAAGUACCCAGGAAGCUGAGUUGGUUAGAUGGCUUCAGUGGAAGCGAAUUUCAUAAUGAGGUUAAAAAUAAUUCCUAGGUUGUUGGUUGAUGUGUAUUGGAUAACAUUAGGCCUUGAUUGAUCUCAAUUUUGGCCGAUUUGGUGCGAAAUGUUCAAGUUAAGUCCCUAAUUACACAUUUAUUAGUGCCACUUGUGAUCAAUUAGUCCUAAUUGUUGUUGUUGUUAUUAAUCUGGUCUAAUUUGCAUCAAUUUCUAUUAAA